Populus euphratica (Euphrates poplar) is the source of this 1087-nucleotide messenger RNA. RefSeq names its product peptidyl-prolyl cis-trans isomerase CYP59-like. The transcript is spliced from 3 exons. The record is from RefSeq and is a predicted model, not a curated record. Gene Ontology annotation, cellular component: nucleus. Gene Ontology annotation, molecular function: zinc ion binding; nucleic acid binding. Lineage: Eukaryota; Viridiplantae; Streptophyta; Magnoliopsida; Malpighiales; Salicaceae. Bases 98 to 685 code for a protein of 195 amino acids.
AAGGAACUUUAUAAUGAAUUAAACCUUAGUACUAAAGAACUGAUUGGGCAUAAAUCGAGCAGUCCCUUUUCAGGAAAGGAAGAUGGGAUUAUUGUAAAUGCAAUGCCUAACGAGCUUGAAACAACCAAAUACUCUCUCUAGGAAUUCUGCCAAAUAUAAAUUGUUGUGUUUGUAUUCUAUCAUAUUGACAGCAGGGAGACGUUGCUUCAAAUGUGGUUCUCCUGAUCAUAUGGCCAAGGAUUGCAAUGGAGAUCCUGCCAAUAAGCAUCAUCCUUUAAAAAACAUACUAAAGGACGAUGAUAUGCAGUAUGGUGGAGAUAAUAAUUCAAGAUAUGAAAUGGUAUUUGAUGGAGACACUCCAGAAAGUCCAAGGCCAGAAAAAAGAGGAACAUGUAGAGAUACAGAGAUAGUGGACAUGGAGAGGACAAACGAUGUCCUGAAAGUAAAGGAAGUCAAUAUUAUGAGGAGCGACUUCAUAGAGAAAAGCUUAUGGACAGAAGAGAACGAAGAAAUAGAAGAAGAGACUACGGAGAUUACAGAGAGAGAAAUUCAGAUAGUCAAAGAGGGUUGUGAUGACCAUAAAGACGAUCAAGAUUACAGAAAGAGAAGUUCUAAUAGUCAUAGAGAUCAUGAUAGCCAUAAAGGCAAGAGAGAUGAGCGAGACCAUAGACAUAGAAGUGCAUAAAGUGACAAUGAUCAUGAGUUUCAUCGAGAUAGGAGUAAUCGAGAUGACAAAAGUAAUAGAGCUCUAAGAUGAUGCUCGGUACUCUUUUGACUUUGGUUUGGUAGUUCUUGAUUCUAAAUAUUGUAGAACUUAGUUACAUUGUACAAUCCUCAACAGUAAUUUAACUUGCUUAUAUCGAUUACAUUGAGCCUCCUUUUCUGCCUGAAACUCAAGCCUCAAUGGAUGUCGUGCAUUUAGUAACAACUCAACGUCAUCCCCCAUUCUACAGGGCAACCACACUCCCUUCAAUUGCACAGCCUUUUCACUGACACUGGAUCAUGUAGUAACUGCCAAAAUAAAUCCACCGAACCCUCGUGGUUUUUCUUUCAAUCCAGGAAAAAAAUGUGGAUUUUUUUCCAAAAA